This is a messenger RNA of Bathycoccus prasinos, 1788 nucleotides long. RefSeq lists its product with no specific name. The record is from RefSeq and is a predicted model, not a curated record. Lineage: Eukaryota; Viridiplantae; Chlorophyta; Mamiellophyceae; Mamiellales; Bathycoccaceae. Gene Ontology annotation, molecular function: nucleoside diphosphate phosphatase activity. The transcript is spliced from 2 exons. Gene Ontology annotation, cellular component: membrane. The coding region runs from base 1 to 1788 and encodes 595 amino acids. Gene Ontology annotation, biological process: nucleoside diphosphate catabolic process.
AUGAUUGAUACGCAUUAUAACGCUGGGGGGCGACACCAUCGGAGGAACGUUCGUGUUGGCGGGUAUUACAAUCAUCACUUUCCUGCCUCGACGACUUCGACGACGACUCCGGUGAAGAAACGACGCAAUGACAAUAACAACACUAAUAAUAAUAACAAGAGAGGACAGAUGAAGCGCUUUCUCGAAAGUUUGCAAAUGCUCGCGCUCGUUCUCGUGUUUUGUUUGUUCACGUUGCACUACGGGAAAGCGCUGCCGAAAUUAUUCAGACAUCCACACUUCAAGCACGUGAUUAUUAUCGACGCCGGGAGUACGGGGACGAGGUGUCACGUGUUUCGCGUCGCAGCCACGAGUAGCGUUACGACAACGACGUAUGGGAAAGACGCGAGCGUGACGCCAAAGUUGAUUUUGCCAACGAAAUCGUUUAAAACGACGCCAGGUCUCUCGGCGAGAGCUUUGGAUCCGAGCGGCAUCGACGCCGCGUUGCGGCCUUUGUUGAACUUCGCCAGAGAGUCUGUCCCGAUGGAGAAUUGGAAAGAGACGCAGAUACAUUUGAUGGCAACCGCGGGUUUGAGGCAUAUUGAGCAGCAUUUAUCGGAAUCGAUUAUCGAUGCUUGCAGAGAAACCUUGAGAGAAUCACCGUUCUCGUUUGAAAAAGACGAGUGGGCGAGCGUGUUGCCGGGGACGAAGGAAGCGUCAUACGGGUGGACGGCGGUGAAUUACGCGUUUAACGCGUUAUCACCGGAGAAAACACCAAAAGAGACGUACGGAGUUUUGGAACUUGGAGGUGCGAGUAUGCAAGUCACGUAUGCGGUUCCGCACGCGACAGCCAAGAACGUGGUGCAGAAGAAACACAAGGAAACGGUCAGAGUAGGCAAUUCGGUCAAACAUUUAUACGCGUCGAGUUUACUCGGUUUAGGACACGAGGCGGCGCGAGCAGAGUAUCACGCGAUGUUGCGAAGAGAGUAUGAAACAACUGGGGAGAAACCGAAUAACCCGUGCACGAAUAGAGGAUGGACGCCGCAAACUACCGUGCAACACGGUGAAGCAUUAGCCGUAGGCGCAGGGCCGUCGAAACCUACGGGUAAUUUCACGGCGUGUUACGCAAUGACGAAAAAACUGUUAGGGUUAGCAGAGAACACAAAGGAUUGUCCUAGAACUCCGUGUGGGAUGCGUAAAGAGCACUUACCUCCGUUCGACGGUAAGUUUUUAGCGACUGAGAAUUUCCAUUACACCGCGGAGUUUUUCAAAUUAGGCAAAACGACGACGAUUAGGGAUUUCCAACGCGCCGGGGAGAAGUUAUGCGCAGAGUCGUGGGGAGAUGUAGUGAAAAAGAGGUUUAGAAAGGACCAGAAGAAAUGGGAAGAAAUCGACUUGUCGAAAUAUUGCUUCAGCGCCGCCUUCAUCGUAGCCAUGUUGAAAGAUGGUAUGCUUUUGCCUGAGGAUUUGAAGUUUACGGUGGGCAACAAUGUGGGACGAUACAACGUGGACUGGGCGAUGGGGGCGGCCAUUAACAUCAUCUCAUCUAAGAUAGCCGUGGCGAGUAUUUUAACCCCAGAUAAUAGUGUUGGUAGGAGUGCCAGUGCCUCUGCGAGCGAUAUAGCUGCCGCUGCAGGUCUCGCUCCUUCGUCUGCUUCCUCCCACACGCACGAGGCAAACGAUAUGUUCUGGUGGUGCGUGUAUAUUCUCGCCGGUUUCUUCGGAUGCUCGAAAUUUGUAUUCUCCGGCGUGUGGGAGAUGCUUUACUUUAAGAGGUGGUCUGCGCCGAAACGGAAGCCGGUCACUGAGUAG